AUGCGAGGAUGGGAUAAGAUAAUUGCUUACGCAGAUGACGAGCUCGAUCUUCUAUUACUCGGUAAAACUGGCAAUGGUAAAAGUUCUACAGGCAACAUGAUUUUAGGUCGUGAUGUUUUUAAAGAAGCCUCAAGCUCUAAGUCAGUAACACAACUUGUUUCAUCGGAAGUUACCAUAUUUGAUAACCGCGUCAUUAAAGUUGUUGACUGUCCUGGUGUCGGUGACACGGUAGCAAUACAUGAUAUUGAGCAGGCGGCAGAGCUUGCAAUCAACAGCAUGAAAAAUGCGAUUACGAUAAAUCCACAAGGCUAUCAUGCUUUUCUUAUUGUGGUUAGAUACGGCGCUAGGUUUACAAAGGAGGAUUUUGAAUGUAUUCGUCUGUUGAAAAAUAUAUUCGGUGUUGACUUUGUGAAACAAUUUGGUAUCACUCAUGGAGGCAAACGCUACAGCUUACAAAAUUUUAGCAUCACAGAAAAUUCAAGAAAAGUAAUUUUAGUAGAAGCAAAAUAUCCCAAAAUACGCGAGAUAGUAUUGAAUCAGCUCCGAUUGCUUUUGACUGAUUUUGAAAAAAGUAAAGAUUUAGAUGAUCAUGCAAAUCAAAAAUCAAUAACUCAGGAUCUUGUUAGAAAAACUGAAGAGCUCCGUGAAUAUUUAGUUUCUCAGGAUAACAAGACUGGUGCAUUGGCUGAUCUUAUCACACAGAUAGAUCAAUAUAAAGACAUGUUCGAUGAUAGGAUUACUAUUUUAACAGAGGUUAUUACAUCAGAUAAAAUGUUUGAACAAGAAAGGAGUGCGCACCAAGAAAAAGAAGAACAUUUGAAUAAAAAACUUUACGAGUUAAACAUAGAGAAAAAUCGUGAACACAAGAAACAUGAGGAUGAAAAAAAAAAAUAUGCAGCUUGA
Messenger RNA from Physella acuta, 903 nucleotides. RefSeq names its product GTPase IMAP family member 4-like. NCBI's taxonomy places the organism in Eukaryota, Metazoa, Mollusca, Gastropoda, Physidae. The record is from RefSeq and is a predicted model, not a curated record. Gene Ontology annotation, molecular function: GTP binding.